Messenger RNA from Andrographis paniculata, 2998 nucleotides. RefSeq lists its product as uncharacterized. NCBI's taxonomy places the organism in Eukaryota, Viridiplantae, Streptophyta, Magnoliopsida, Lamiales, Acanthaceae. The coding region runs from base 1006 to 2667 and encodes 553 amino acids. The record is from RefSeq and is a predicted model, not a curated record. The transcript has 2 exons.
UUCUUUAAUCUUAAUGUAAUGUCCGCGGGAAUGGGUGGGUUGGGGGUGAGACUGAGACUGAGACUGUGACUGAGGGGUCACAUGUUUGAUUUCAAUCCUGCUACCAUUACAUUACAUUAUAUACAAGAAUUUGUGGCGCGUGGGCCCUGCUGCCCAAGAAAUUUUGCCCAACCCAAACGUGGCUUACGCCACCAAUCCCGUUUGAAAUCGGAGGAAGAAAAGGCAGGCAAGGCAAGGCAGGCAUCGUGAUCUUUUAUUUUGGGCGGGGGGACUUUGCUUCUUCGACUCCCAAAUUCCGGAGAGAGGUCAGCUAGUUAAGCUUCUUCCUGUUGUAGAGUAGAGAUGAACGAACGGUAUUGCAGCAGCGAUAGCGAUGGGGGUAGGGAUGAGAAUUGAGGUAAGGCUUUUGAAAUUCCGUCCCGUCUGUAUGGAAAAUCGGUAAAGUUUUGCUUUCCCCUCUUUUGGGUUUCAUCCCUUCCCCAUGUGUUCUGACUGAGUUGGAAGAGUGUUGCGGCUUUAAUUUAAUUAAUUCGUGAAAUGGAGUUGUUGGUUUUUCCCUUUGCUUCGAUCGUGGACGUGGAUGGAUUGGCGUCCUUACCGUCCUUUCCUUUCAUUGAAUGCAUACAUAGAUAGGUAUACAUAUGAUGAGUUAUCUUCUCUUCACACUUGUGCUGCAUAGCAUUGAUUUAUUUAAUUUAUUUGCUUUUAAUGUUCUUAUUCCAAUUCGAUUCGGUUUCCCCUUUUGAUUAAUUACUAAAGCAAACUUGUGUUGUGUGGUUCGCUCAAAUUACUGCUUGCUGUGUUGUUGCUUGAUUUCAUCUCAGGUUAGACCGACUGAAAUGCAAUUUCAUUUCAUGUCAUUUCUAUCUCCAGAUUAGAUAUAAGUACAAAACAUAACAUUGGAUUGGGAGUUGGAUUAACCAAGGUUUGGUUUUCCAAUCAACGCAACGCAACUCAACUCAACACAACUCGCAUACGUCAUCAUUCAUUGCCUUUCAGUUGAGUAUGAAUGCGCACAGAGAUAGGCUUAGCAUAGACGAAGACAAUCAGGGUAAGGGGGAGAGGGAGCCUGGUGGUGUUCUAAGCCUGUGCCUGGAGUCCAGUCUCAGUCUCAGUCUCAUCUCCAGUACAUGCAGCAGCAGCAGCAGGAGCAAAUUAGAUCCCGAGCAGGGUUUGAUAUUGGAUGCUCGAGAGUUGGGCUUUAAGAGCAGUAGUAACCCCAAGUCGAUUACAACCUCAGACGAAAAGUAUGUCCUUGGAUGCCUUGAGUUGGUACGGGACUAUGCCUUGAGAGCUGAGGCUUGGACUCAUGCCUCCUCAAAAGCCCGCAUUUCGCCUGACACAGAUAUGGUUAGGUUAGCAAAGGAGUGCUCUCCGGGUAACUACUCUUCUGGUGAAUGGAGGAAUCUUGCUGGCAUGAUGAACAUCUUGAAAGGUCAACAGAUUGGCUCUGGCUCUGUCGAUGCCAAAUCUCAAUCCACAGAUUCACUUGAUGCCAGCGAAUCGGCCUCUUCUAAUAUUGCAAGAUUUGGACAAAACCCAGAGAAGGAACAUAAUGUGUCAAUGACAUUGCCGGUGCAGCAUCAUAGGAUUGUUUCUGUGUCGAGCACCAACUCCAACUCCAGCUUCUCUGACCUGUCAUCGUCGUCGCCGUAUUCUCCUGCAUCUGCAUUUCAGGGAAUGUUGCAGUGUACAUGGAGCAAUGGCUUAAUACGCCAUGUUUUCAGUGUAGAUGAUAAGCAGGAAGUCUAUAUGGCCGAGUUGCAAAAGGUGGAGUCUCCGGAUCCGGAUGAUAAGGCAUUGGAUUAUGUGUAUAGUUUCUAUUCCAGAGAAUUGCAUUCUGAUAGUCGUCGUCAGCAGCAGCAGCUCGUGGCUGUGAUGCGAGUGUCUACUGCAAUAUCAUUCUGCCCAGACUACUCAGAAUUGAGGGAGACUCAGUUUCUCUUGUCGGUUUCCAAUGAUAACACCGGCCAGAAGAAGUUGCAACUCUCAGACCGAACCUAUAGGAAGAACCAGAGAUUGAAUUGGGGGUCAUAUAAACAAAGUUCAUUUCCCAAAUUCCUGCGAUCAAGUGUUAUUCUUGAAGACAGUCCUUGGGAUCCACAUCCAUCUGAAGAAGAUAUUCAACAACCCCUCCAAGGCGUGAAUCAUCAACUGGCUGCCAUCAUUGUAAAGGACAUAUCCAACAACUGUCGGGAGUCAGACACCAGCGGCGGAUGGGGAUUGAGAUUCCUCAAAAAAUCAAAACCCGUGUCUGCUGAGAAAUGCCCGACGACAAGCAUCAACGUCGUAAUUCCUGCUGGUCUUCAUGGUGGACCAAAGCUGGCAGCUGGUAGUGGUCGUGGUAGUGGUGGCCCUUCAAGCCUCGUCGAGAGGUGGGUCUCAGGUGGAUGCUGCGACUGUGGUGGCUGGGACAUGGGCUGUCCGCUCACAAUCAUGACCGCUCAAUUAAGCGAGGAGUUAUUUCACACCAAUAGUACUACAGGGCAAUGCAAGUCAGUUGAUCUCUUCACCAAGGGCUCAAAAGUGGACGUUCCAGCAUUGAGAAUUGUGAAUAUCCAUGAUGAUCUGUUCUACAUCAAUUUCCAGUCGUCACUUUCUUCUCUGCAGUCUUUCGCAAUUGCUGCAGCGAUCAUUCAUUCACGUAGCCAUUUGCUACAAGUAUGAGGAAGGACAUGGCCAUGGGAUGGGAUGGGAGUAGAUACCGUACAGGUGUAGUAAAUAGGAUUAUAGGAGUGUAGAUUGUAUAUGCACACAACAGAACAGCACAGCUCAACUUCUUUCUAGAAAAAGUCGUGUAUAAAAUUCGGAUGAUAUUCUCGUACAUCGCCAUGAUCAGAACAGAUCGGAUCAGCUAUUCAUAAACAGAUACUUAAGUUUCGAAGUGAGUUAUACUAUACGCUAUGGCUAGAGUAGUGCACUACCUUGGCUUUGUAUUUCUAUUUCUAUUUAUAGACUUUCUUUAAAUAGCUUUGAAGCCUUCUCUACUGUUGCUAUA